Glycine soja is the source of this 1238-nucleotide messenger RNA. RefSeq names its product metalloendoproteinase 5-MMP-like. Bases 21 to 974 code for a protein of 317 amino acids. Lineage: Eukaryota; Viridiplantae; Streptophyta; Magnoliopsida; Fabales; Fabaceae. The transcript has a single exon. Gene Ontology annotation, molecular function: zinc ion binding; metalloendopeptidase activity. Gene Ontology annotation, biological process: extracellular matrix organization; proteolysis; collagen catabolic process. Gene Ontology annotation, cellular component: extracellular matrix. The record is from RefSeq and is a predicted model, not a curated record.
AAAAGCUUACAUAAUCAAAUAUGACAUCAAGAGCACUCAGAAGCUUUCUCUUCCUUUUAACAUUAUCUUUUCUAUUUGUAGACGUAUCUGUAUCAAUAUCUUUUGUACCAGCAGCCGUUGGAGUAAUAGCCAGACAAAUCCCGUCGUGGCUUAGACUUAUCAGAACAAGUAAAUUUUUUUCCAGCAUCUUGAAUAAAUUGAAGUCAUUCUUCAAUAUGUUCAAGGAACUAAAGCUCGGAAACAUAGCCGAGGGGGUGUCUAAUGUGAAACAAUAUUUAGACCUCUUCGGAUACUUAAACUCUACGUUACAUUCAAAUUUCAGUGACGAAUUCACCCUCGAUCUCCAAUCCGCAAUAAUCAAGUACCAGAAAAAUUUCAAUCUCAAAGUCACUGGGCAAAUAGACAGGAAAACAUAUAACAUCAUAUCACAACAACGAUGCGGUGUUCCCGACAUCAUCAACGGCACCACCACGAUGAACAUGGGCAACUCCAACACGACGCCGUUUACGCCGUGGUGGAAAGCAGGGAAGAAAGUACUGAGCUAUGCUGUUCACCCUCAGAACAACGUCUCUGACAGCGUCAAGGUGUUGUUCCGAGAAGCCUUCGACCGGUGGUCGAAGGUUACGUUGGUUAACUUCACGGAGACGGCGUCGUUUAAUGAAUCGGAUGUUAGGAUAACGUUUCUGGAGUUGGAUGGAAAAGGUGGAACGGUGGGGGGUGCCGAUAGAAACUAUAGUUUGGGUGUUGGGAGCGUGUAUUUGGACUCGGAGGAGGAGUGGGUGGUGCGUGGUGAGAACGAGGAGGGUGACGUGGACUUGGAAUCUGUGGUGAUGCACAUGAUUGGUCACUUGCUAGGGUUAGGGCAUUCUUCUGUGGAAGAAGCUGUUAUGUACCCGAUCGUGUUGCCGGAAAAGAAGACGGAGUUGUCGUACGAUGACAUGCAGAGGAUUCACCAAAUAUAUCACGUGAAAUAAUAUAAAUAAAAAUUUGGUCAACUACUUCACGUAAUGGUAGGAGUGAUGACGUGCUUGGCUGUUGUGUGUUGGAGUCAAAGUGAAACCUAGUUGCUUUGGCUGGUGGAUUUGCUUUCAUGGCUUUAGUUUUUGUUUUUUUUGAAUGAGUAGUUAUCUUUUGAUGUUACUAUGGAGUGUUAUAUCUAUUUAUUAGAUGUGUGGAGAAAUGGAGAUAUCACAAAAAAUUAAGUGAAAAAUAGAGAUAAAAGAAGCUUGAUUUGUGUA